UGUCUUUGCAAUCUUGGCUCACGGCAUGCUCCGGCUUCCUGAAAUGCGAAUCUUAGGACGUUCAAGGGGCAACAGGCAAUAAUCGCAGGUCGCCCCCUUCGUCGAAAGGUGAGGCUGCCAGCUGAAGAAAUGGUAUAAGAGCGUGCGUCGGAAUGAAUGCUCGUGGGAGAACACCUCUUCCGAUUGUGAUCCCCAAGGUCGUAGGUACCCUUCUCCGUAUGUGGCUUGAUAUUCUAGACUCUACCUGGACUAUGCUACUUCGCAUGGGGUUAUACCGUAUACUGUCAUGAUGGGCACCAAGAGGCCCAACUUCCUGAUCAUUCGACACGGGAUCGUACGGCCCGAAAUCUCGACACCAUGGUUGGACAAGCUGGGCCACGCUGGGAUACGUCUAACCGGUUUUCACACCGCCUCAGCAUGCUCUCCGACCCGUUCGAUGCUCAUGAGCGGCACGGAAGACCAUCUCGCCAGCCUGGGGCAGAUGGCAGAGACGAUUAAUCGCGUGCCUGCCUUCCAGGGCAAUCCAGGAUAUGAAGGCGUGCUGAAUGCCCGAGUUGCCGCGCUGCCAGAAAUCCUAGCUGACGCCGGCUAUGCAACGUACAUGGCAGGCAAGUGGCACCUCGGCCUCACGUCUGAUGCGACACCGCACGCACGUGGAUUUCAAAAAUCCUGGAGCCUCCUCCCGGGCGCAGGCUCACACUAUGCCUGGGAACCGCAGCGUGAUGAUGGGGAGCCGGCGAUCAAGUUCAUGCCGCCUCUUUACUAUGAGAAUGACAAAAGGCUCGGCUUGGACGAUCUUCCUCGGCCAUUUUACUCUUCUAAAGUUUUCGUCUCCAAGCUGCUGAGGCACCUGUCUGAAAGGGAGGAGGAUGCCACUGACAAGGUAAAGCCUUUCUUUGCGUACUUGCCUUUUACAGCACCGCAUUGGCCACUUCAAGCAGACCCUGAGAUCCUCCGGGCCCGGCGUCUCGAUACGCUGGUCAAGCUCGGUCUUGUGCCGGCAGGCACAGAGGCCCAUCCUAUGAUUCAUUCCUACGACACGAAGGCGUGGGAUUCGCUAACAGAAGAGGAGAAGAAAUACUCGUCGCGGCUCAUGGAGACCUAUGCCGCCAUGGUCGAGCAGAUGGACACAAACAUCGACAGACGGGCGAGCUGGACAACACCUUUAUUCUCUUGUGCCGAUAACGGCAGCGAGGGCGCAAUGCUUGAAGCACUGCCGUUGAGAGGGGACGAUAGCCUGAAGGCCGUCAUUGCCAAGCACUAUAACAACAGUUACGAAAGUAUUGGCCGCGCCAAUUCGUUCACUUGGUAUGGUCCGCAUUGGGCUCAGGCCAGCACCGCCCCUUCGCGCAUGUAUAAGGCAUGGAUCACCGAAGGCGGCAUUCGAUGUCCAUGCAUCUUGCGUUUCCUACGGUUCGAUGCACGGUUCGCAGGCGCGGUCACUCAUGAAUUCGUGACGGUCAUGGACAUCCUUCCGACGCUUCUUGAUCUCGCAGGUGUUGCUCAUUCCAGGGCUGUAUUUCGUGGGCGUAAGGUGCUCCCACCGCGUGGAAGCUCGUGGGUGCCAUUUUUCAGCGGCAAAGCCUCCCGUGCAAUUCGGCAAGGCAAUCUGAAAGCGAUCUUUCUGCCUGCCCCUGUCGGCUCGGACAAGUGGCAGCUCUUCGAUCUCAGCGCUGAUCCAGAAAGGCCCGAGAUUCUGCGCAAGCUAUUAGAUUACUGGAUAGAAUACGUGGCGGAGACGGGGGUUGCUGUCCUUGAUGCCGACACGGAUGCUCAACAUCCUGGUUACGGUCCUUAUUGA
Tilletiaria anomala UBC 951 is the source of this 1801-nucleotide messenger RNA. RefSeq names its product alkaline phosphatase-like protein. The record is from RefSeq and is a predicted model, not a curated record. NCBI's taxonomy places the organism in Eukaryota, Fungi, Basidiomycota, Exobasidiomycetes, Georgefischeriales, Tilletiariaceae. Bases 287 to 1801 code for a protein of 504 amino acids. The transcript is spliced from 6 exons. Gene Ontology annotation, molecular function: arylsulfatase activity.